AAAAAUAGAACUCAAAAAAAAAUCUGAGAUGAUUCAAAGUCUUUUUCAAUUAUCAUCUUUAACAGAUAUAUAUAUACUUCCAUAACAAUAGACUUUGAACCAUGGCAUCUCAGAAUUCAGUGGUGCUAUUGACUCGACUCUUGUCAUUAAAAGAAAAUUCACCUUUAUUAUUGGUAUUGGACUCAUUAGCUCAGUCUUCAUAUCAUCUCAUCCAAGAAUUUGCAUACAAAAGUAAGAAUAAUAUCAUAUAUUUAUCAUUUGAAACUUUGAACAAGCCAGCAUAUGCUAAUGAAUUCCUUGAUUGCAGUGUUAUUAGUACAGCUGAAAUCACUAAGUUUAUAAAACUGAAAACAACCCCACAAACUACAUCAUCUACAGCACAGGGAAAGCAUUUGAUUAUUAUAGAUUCUUUCAAUUACAUCCCUAGUACAGAUAUUACCAACUUCAUAGCCAGUAUAAGUGAGCCAAGUAUCACUAUAGUAGGAACAUUCCAUAUAAAUUGUCCUCAACCCCAUAAUACAAGUUCAUAUUAUCCAUCUGCAUUAUCAUUACUUUCAUUCAUAGCCAGUUCUAUUUUUGAAGUAGAAGCAUUCCAUGAACAUUCAAUAGGAGAAGAACAACUUUCUAAUAGGAUACGUAAGUUAGAUAUUCCAAUUUCUAGUGCUUUGAAUUCUGAUGUGUUUAAACUUACACUUACUAAUAGAAGAAAAUCAGGUAGAUCAUUAAUUUAUACAUAUAAGGUUGAUUGUAAGAAUCAUGUUUAUGAAGUUCAUAAAAGUAAUCAAGCUGAAGAGAUUGAUCCAGAAGAUGAAAGUUUAUUAAAGGACUUGACAACGUUUAAUUUAACAACUAGUAAUAAACAAAAGUUGGCUAGAGAACAAGUUGAACUUCCAUAUAUGGAAGCUCAAGAAGCAUUAGGAUCAUCUGGUGGGGCUAUUGUAUAUGAGUUUGAGAAAGAUGAUGAUUACGAUGAAGAAGAUCCUUAUGAAGAUCCCUUCUAGAUAAAAUUCUGUAUAAAUAAUCUGAAUAAAUAUUCUAUG
Molecule: messenger RNA, 1040 nt
Organism: Scheffersomyces coipomensis
Lineage: Eukaryota; Fungi; Ascomycota; Pichiomycetes; Serinales; Debaryomycetaceae
Product: Elongator subunit
Exons: 1
Coding region: 102-1001 (299 amino acids)
Biological process (GO): tRNA wobble uridine modification
Cellular component (GO): nucleus; elongator holoenzyme complex; cytosol
Molecular function (GO): tRNA binding
Source: RefSeq, a predicted model, not a curated record